AUGGUGCUGGUUGGUGACGUGACAGAUCGGGUAGCUAUCCUAGUGGAUGAUAUGGCCGAUACGUGCGGCACUAUUUGCCAUGCGGCAGAUAAACUGAUGGAAGCCGGUGCCACCAAGGUGUAUGCCAUUCUUACACAUGGAAUAUUCAGCGGGCCAGCUGUUUCGCGGAUAAAUAACGCUUGCUUUGAGGCCGUAGUUGUUACGAAUACUAUCCCUCAGGGUGGACAUAUGAAGGAUUGUCCUAAGAUUCAGUGUAUCGACGUGUCCAUGAUGUUUGCUGAGGCUGUCCGCCGAACUCACAACGGCGAAAGUGUUUCCUAUCUGUUUUCGAACGUUCCCUAUUAA
This is a messenger RNA of Ochlerotatus camptorhynchus, 345 nucleotides long. RefSeq names its product ribose-phosphate pyrophosphokinase 1-like. Gene Ontology annotation, molecular function: ATP binding; ribose phosphate diphosphokinase activity; magnesium ion binding. Gene Ontology annotation, cellular component: cytoplasm; ribose phosphate diphosphokinase complex. The coding region runs from base 1 to 345 and encodes 114 amino acids. Gene Ontology annotation, biological process: purine nucleotide biosynthetic process; 5-phosphoribose 1-diphosphate biosynthetic process. The transcript has a single exon. Lineage: Eukaryota; Metazoa; Arthropoda; Insecta; Diptera; Culicidae. The record is from RefSeq and is a predicted model, not a curated record.